GCGGUCAAGACCGUGACUUCCGGAGACGCUGCUGUCUCUGGAGGGUUGGCUUUGGACGGGAGCGACUUUGUGGCCUCAGGGGAGCGACAUGGGCGUGAAGUUGGAGGUGUUUCGGAUGACGCUCUACCUCACCUUCCCGGUGGCGAUGUUCUGGAUUGCCAACCAGGCCGAGUGGUUCGAGGGCUCCGUCAUACAGCGGAAGAGGGAGCUGUGGCCGCCUGAGAAGGAGGACCAGCGCCAAGAACUAGAAGAAUUCAAAGCGAGGAUACGGAAGCAGCGGGAGGAGAAGCUCCUUCGCGCUGCCCAGCAGAGCGCCUGAAACCCCCAAGUGCCCGCGUGCCACCCGUGAAACAACGCACACUCAAUUCUUUCUCCUGCAA
Molecule: messenger RNA, 380 nt
Organism: Myotis brandtii (Brandt's bat)
Lineage: Eukaryota; Metazoa; Chordata; Mammalia; Chiroptera; Vespertilionidae
Gene: PET100
Product: PET100 homolog
Exons: 4
Coding region: 89-319 (76 amino acids)
Biological process (GO): mitochondrial respiratory chain complex IV assembly
Cellular component (GO): mitochondrion; mitochondrial inner membrane
Source: RefSeq, a predicted model, not a curated record